Molecule: messenger RNA, 3567 nt
Organism: Magnolia sinica
Lineage: Eukaryota; Viridiplantae; Streptophyta; Magnoliopsida; Magnoliales; Magnoliaceae
Product: MDIS1-interacting receptor like kinase 2-like
Exons: 2
Coding region: 12-3350 (1112 amino acids)
Biological process (GO): protein phosphorylation
Molecular function (GO): protein binding; protein kinase activity; ATP binding
Source: RefSeq, a predicted model, not a curated record
CCCACUAUAAAAUGGAGGCUAUAAAAAACCCACAGCACCAGCAACCAAGUUCAAACAUGGUCCCAAUGAAAUCCCUUCUCUCUUUCCUCUUCUUACUACUAGGUUCCUCUUAUGAAGCAGCAUCAUCAACAUCUGAGGAAGCAAAAGCUCUCCUCGAAUGGAAAGCCAGUCUCUCUCAAACUGAAGCUCUCCGUUCAUGGUCUUUAUUCCCCAGUGCCAACACUUCUGCCACCCAAGAGAGCUCUCCAUGUAAGUGGACCGGAAUUUCAUGCGAUCAUGCAGGAAGCGUGGUUGAAAUACACCUGUGGAAUACGAACUUGCAAGGUAUGCUUGAUAAUUUGAGCUUCUCUUCAUUUCCCAACCUUGUCCGCCUCAAUCUCAGCCAAAACUCACUCCAUGGAACCAUUCCAACCCAGAUCGGUUCUCUUUCAAAACUCAUCUUCCUUGAUUUGUCCACCAAUCAACUGUCGAGUGCCUUGCCUCUUACACUAGCUAAUCUUACUCGCAUUCUGGAGCUCGAUCUUUCUCAUAACAUGAUAACUGGUGAAAUGUCCCCCCGUUUCUUCACCAAUUGGUCCAGACUCAUCUCCCUUCAACUCCAUACCAAUAAACUCACUGGACAAGUUCCAUCAAGAAUUGGCCUGCUGAGAAAUCUCCGCCAUUUGGACCUCUCUCAAAAUCAGAUGGUUGGUUUGAUACCUCCAGAAAUAGGAACGCUUAAAGAUCUCCUCACCCUAAGAUUGCACGGAAACAAUCUCACGGGUGUCAUCCCUCCAUUUCUGGGUAAUUUGAGCCAGCUGACGCAUCUUCACCUCCAUGAAAACAUAAUUUCGGGUCCUAUCCCUCGGGAGAUAGGAAAUAUGAGGAAUCUGAAAGAACUGCUCAUCUGCCAUAACCAUCUAAACGGUUCCAUCCCUUCCAUUUUAGGAAACUUGACCCAGCUGAAUUACUUGCACCUCUGUAGUAAUAGUAUUUCAGGGCCAAUCCCUCAAGAGUUGGGAAAACUUAAGAAACUGAAUGAAUUAAACCUGUCCGAAAACCUUCUAACUGGUUCCUUACCUUACACUUUAGGAAAUCUAACUGAGCUUUCCUUCUUAUACCUCUAUGAAAAUCACCUCCAUGGCUUGAUUCCUCCGCAGAUAGGAAAUCUCAAGAAGUUAGUUUAUCUAAGAUUAAUCUCAAACAAACUCAUUGGUCCAAUCCCUCCACAUAUUGGUAAUUUGAGCAGCCUAACUAGACUCGGUCUCUAUGAUAAUCCAUUAUCUGGUUCACUACCUCCAGAAAUCUCUAAUCUAACACGUUUAGAGUUUCUCGUUUUGGGGGACAACAACUUCUCUGGCCAACUACCCCAAGUAUGCCAAGGUAGAUCACUCACACGCUUCAGUGCGUUUAAUAACCAUUUCACGGGUCCCAUCCCUGAAAGCCUGAGAAACUGCACUGCCUUAACAAGAGUCCGGCUCGACCAUAAUCAGCUCACAGGAAAUAUAUCCCAAGUUUUCGGAGUAUAUCCUAGUUUAUAUUACAUCGAUCUGAGUUAUAAUAAAUUGCAUGGUGAGCUGUCACCAAAAUGGGGACAAUGUCAAAACCUGACGCUGCUAAAAAUCUCUGAUAACAAUCUCACUGGUAGAAUUCCGCCGCAGAUUGGGCAGCUAAGUCAGCUACGGGAACUCGACCUGUCUUCAAACAACCUACAAGGAAAUAUUCCUAAUAGCCUGGGGAGUUUGUCCAUGCUUUACAACUUGAGUUUACAAAAUAACAGACUAUCUGGUUGGGUACCGGGUGAAAUUGGAAAACUAUCCAAUUUGGAGAUUCUUGACCUAUCAAAGAACAAGCUGAGUGGGCUGAUACCACAGCAACUGGGGGACUGCUCCAAAUUGCGGUAUUUGAGCAUGAGUGAGAAUUAUUUGAAUGGAAGCAUUCCGUUUCAGAUUGGUAAUCUAAUAGGCCUGCAGAUUACCUUGGAUCUCAGCUGUAACUUCCUUUCGGGAGAGAUAAGCCAACAACUUGGGAAACUGCAAAUGUUGGAAAAACUAAAUCUCUCCCACAAUUCACUCUCAGGUUUCAUCCCAUCGUCUUUCAAAGAGAUGAUCAGUUUAUCUUCCAUCGACUUUUCAUACAAUGAUUUGGAGGGCCCUCUCCCUGACGGCAAAGCCUUCCGUCAGGCUCCACUUGUGGCAUUUGUCGGAAACAAAGGUCUAUGUGGUGAAGUGAAAGGUAUGCUACCAUGUAAUUCCUCGUCGAUAAACCCUGUUAGCGGCAAGAAAGACCACAAGCUUGUGAUCAUCAUCAUUGUUCCUAUCGUGGCAGCAUUAUUUCUUCUGUUUGUAUUUUACAUCAUUUGCUCCGUUUUCCUUAGGAGAACAAGAAAUGCAGAGAAAAAGGAAGUAGAAGUGAACAACAGAAAUCUAUUUGAAGUAUUCAAUUUUGAUGGAAAGAUUUCCUAUGAAGAGAUCAUCAGGGCAACAGAGGAUUUCAACGAAAAAUAUUCAGUUGGGGUGGGAGGCCACGGGAGUGUUUAUAAAGCAGAUCUGUCCACAGGUCAGGUAGUAGCUGUGAAAAAAUUUUACUCAUCACUGGGUGGCGAGCAAGAUGAUCAAAGUAGCUUUAGAAAUGAGAUACGAGCACUAACAGAAAUUCGACAUCGCAACAUUGUGAAGCUCUAUGGGUUCUGUUCUCAUGCUCAGUGCUCCUUUCUAGUGUACGAGUACGUGGAAAGGGGAAGCUUGGCUAACAUCCUAAACAGCAGUAUGGAAGGAGCUGUAGAAUUGGAUUGGGUGAAGAGGAUGAAGGUUAUCAGAGGAGUAGCCCAUGCCUUAUCAUACAUGCACCACGAUCUCACCCCUCCUAUAGUUCACCGUGACUUAUCAAGCAACAACAUUUUGUUGGAUUUGGAAUUCGAAGCUCGUGUCUCUGACUUUGGCACUGCUAGACUUAUAAAACCUGAUUCCUCCAACUGGUCCGCACUUGCUGGCACUUGUGGAUAUGUAGCUCCAGAGCUUGCUUACACAAUGAGGGUGACUGAGAAAUGCGAUGUAUAUAGCUUUGGGGUUUUAUCACUUGAACUCAUAAUGGGAAGGCAUCCUGGGGAUCUCAUCUCCUCCUUGGCAUCAUCAGGUGGCCAAGAUACAUUGUUGAUGGAUGUGUUAGAUCAACGCCUCCCCCCUCCCACACCUCAAGACAUGAAGGAUGUAGUACGUGCAGCGAUGUUGGCACUUGCAUGCUUACAUGCCAAUCCACAGUCUCGGCCCACCAUGCGGCACCUGUCGCAGGAGCUAUCUGCCGGCAAGGGUCCUCUUCCCGAGGCUUUCCACACAAUUACAUUGUCUCGACUGUUCAAUAUCCAGGUAUGAUUGAUUAAAUAGGAUGAUAGGGUAGGGAAAAAAAAAAAGAGUAUGAUAAAGAUAUUUCUCCACGGUACACGUGGCAGGGAUAUGUAUCAAUCACAGCCAUCCAUCUAGCGGGCACCAUCAUGGAUAUCUUAUGUUUUAGAAAUCACACUAAUUAGACAAUCCUUUCAAUCACAUUUCUCCAAAAUCCUUCGUGAAUUUUGGUCAUUAAUCCUCUUCA